CCUGAAUGCAGCAUCAGAGCAUCGCUUGUCCCUUCAGCUGCAUUGUCUCUCUUUCUGUAGAAACCAUCUACAUUAUUCACUCCUACGGAGAUAAAAAAAAAUGCAGUGUUUCAUAGAGGCCUUUUGACUUUUAAACUCCGAGCGUUAAUAUUUGCUCUAAUAGUGAGUUGACUGCACGCGCCUAGCUCCGGACUGGCUAGCUUGGUUAGCGCUCGCAAAGAUGAGCUCCAACACUCAAGUCAUCCAGGUGACAAACGUCUCACCGAGCACAACGUCCGAGCAAAUGAGGACUCUGUUUGGGUUCCUCGGAACUAUAGAGGAGCUAAAGCUUUUUCCACCUGAUGACUCUCCCUUGCCUGUGACUUCCCGUGUCUGUUUUGUAAAAUUCAAUGAGCCUGAGUCUGUCGGAGUGUCCCAGCAUCUUACCAACACCGUCUUCGUGGACAGGGCCUUGAUCGUGGUCCCUUUCGCCGAAGGAGUCAUUCCUGAUGAAUCCAAAGCGAUGUCUCUACUGGCUCCAGCCAAUGCUGUAGCAGGGAUGAUGCCAGGAGGAGGUCUUCUUCCAACUCCUAAUCCUCUGGCAUCGAUAGGCGCAUCCCCAUUUGGAGGUCUGGGGGCUCCCACUAUGGACCAGAUAGCUGCGAUGGGAAUCGCAGGGCCCAACAUAAACCCCCAGGCUUUCUCUACAGACUUCCUGAAGCUUAUGCAGUCUAUUGACCCAAAACUGAAUCCACUAGCGGCUGGAUUAAACCUGACCCCGGGGCUUAAAGCGGAUGCUGCCAACAAGGAGAUCGAAGAGGCGAUGAAGAGAGUCAGAGAAGCCCAGUCUUUGAUUUCUGCUGCCAUCGAACCUGGAAGUAAGAAAGAUAACAAACGCAAGCGUUCCAGAUCGCGUUCAAGGUCACGGCACAAACGGUCUAGGUCAAGAUCAAAACACAGAAGUUCAAACAGCAGGUCCAGACGCAGUUCUCAUUCUCGGAGCCGGAGGAAGUCUAAGAGCCCAAGAAGGAGGAGGAGUCGCUCCCGAGACAGAAGCCGUCGCAGUAGAUCCAGGGACAAGAGAAAAGAAGAAAAAACAAAGAAAAGAUCCAAGACGCCCCCUAAAAGCUACAGCAGUGCCAGGAGGUCUCCAAGCAUCAGUCGGAGGCGCAGGCGAAGUCUCAGUGCUUCCAGGACCCCAAGAAAAAGGCUCUCAAGGUCUCCCUCCCCUGGACGCCACAAGAAAGAAAAGAAGAAGGACAAGGAGCGUGAAAAGAACCGGGACAGGAGGGAAGACAAGAACCACACAAAAGACGAUCGAGAACGCUCCACCAGCAAGAAGAAGAAGAGCAAAGGCAAGGAGCGGGACCGCAAAUCCGACAGUGAGAAAGAUGUGAAAGUUACAAGGGAUUAUGAUGAGGAGGAGCAAGGCUAUAACAGUGAUAGAGGAGAGAAGGAUGAUGGGAGGAGCGAAUCCGAUUCUGUGUCGUCUGUCAAAGAUCAUGAGGAGGUGGAGAGAGACGCACAUCGAGCCUUUAAAAGAUCCGACCUGAAUGGAGGCGAUCACCACGAGGAGGACAUGGAAAUGAGCGACUAAAGACUUCCUGUCUGUCUGCCGAGUCCUUUUCCCUGUAUGGGCCACAUAAUGAUCGCCGUUAGCAGGGUUUGAUUUUAACACAAUAAUCAUCGAGGACGGACGGCCUAGAUGGGACCAUUUUUGUACAGAUAUUGAGAAAAGAUCGGGACUAAAACCAAAUUUUAAACUAUAAUUUAUCCCCCAUUUGUUUGGAGAUCAUGUUCAUUUUUGGUUUUAAUGCUGUUUUUAUUUUCAAAAAGCAGAAUAUUCGGUAUUUUAAGUAGGAUUUGUUUUCUAUCAUACCUGUCCGGAUUUUAUCCUUUUCCUAUCGUCAUUCAUCAAUCAGCACCAUGUUUCAUUUAAACUAUGGCAAAGUAAGAAUUUAACAGAAAAUAAACUUUUAAUCA
Cyprinodon variegatus (sheepshead minnow) is the source of this 1962-nucleotide messenger RNA. Its product is annotated as serine/arginine-rich splicing factor 11-like. The record is from RefSeq and is a predicted model, not a curated record. Gene Ontology annotation, molecular function: RNA binding. NCBI's taxonomy places the organism in Eukaryota, Metazoa, Chordata, Actinopteri, Cyprinodontiformes, Cyprinodontidae. The coding region runs from base 221 to 1576 and encodes 451 amino acids. Gene Ontology annotation, cellular component: nucleoplasm. Gene Ontology annotation, biological process: RNA splicing. The transcript is spliced from 12 exons.